Molecule: messenger RNA, 1689 nt
Organism: Anthonomus grandis grandis
Lineage: Eukaryota; Metazoa; Arthropoda; Insecta; Coleoptera; Curculionidae
Exons: 7
Coding region: 80-1660 (526 amino acids)
Biological process (GO): transmembrane transport
Cellular component (GO): membrane
Molecular function (GO): transmembrane transporter activity
Source: RefSeq, a predicted model, not a curated record
GUUGUUGCGGAAAAUCGCCCUUCGGUACAGUUCUUGAACGAAAAUCAUGUGAAAAUUGAGUUCAGUGUGCAAGAAAAAAAUGUCUCUGGAAAAAGCGAAAAGCAUAGAAGCCGGUCUGCAGACCGUGAUCGGCACAACUGAAGACUCCCCAAGCGAUAAACCGUUGUUCGCCCGGCUAAAAUUCAUCUUCUCAAAUAUGACCAUAGAGCCGGUGCUGGUGCUCUACAUUCUACCGAGCAUCAUGGUCACCAUUGCGGUACAAAAUUUAAACCUGGAAAAGGCGUGCAGGGUCAACCUCGGCAUUUCGACCGAACACUGCGACGCCAUCACCGUCAGAAACGAAUCCGCUUAUCCGGAUUAUAAGGCGGACGAAGAGAGGGUGCAAACCCUCGCAGCUUAUAUGACAAUACUUAAAAAUACAGUUCAAAGUAUAUUCCCGGCGAUAAUCCUCCUCUUCUUAGGGUCCUGGAGCGACCGUUUCCAAAAGCGCAAACUCUGCAUGCUGGUGCCCGUGUUAGGAGACAUGACCUCGGUGACCGGUUUGAUUAUUUGCACCUAUUUCUUCCAUCAGCUGCCCAUGGAGGUGAACUCCGUGUGCGAGUCGUUGUUCCCUGCCAUUUCCGGCACCUGGUUCGCCAUGUUUUGCGGCGUUUACAGCUACAUCAGCGACGUCAGCAGUGAGGAGGAGAGGACUGUGAGGAUCGGGGCCAUCAAUUUGUUGGCCAACGUGAGUAUGUGCAUCGGGACGGCGCUCAGCGGAGUCCUGUAUAAAAGCAUCGGGUUUUACGGGGUCUUUGGUACCGCCCUAGGGAUGUAUUCGGUGUCACUUGGUUAUGGUUACUUUUUCGUGAGGGAUACUUGUAAGAUGGCCAAGGAGGGUGGGAGCGUGGUUGUGAAGAGCGAAGGGUUUUUUAGGGAUUUCUUCCAAAUUGACCAUAUUAAGGAGACGUUCAAGACUGCCGUGAAGUCUGAUAGUAAAAAGCGGGGCAGGAAGACUCGCGUUUGCGCCAUCAUGUUUUUGUUCGCCGUCAUAGUUGGUCCACUUUAUGGGGAGUUAAAUGUGGUGUACUUCUUCGUCAGAUUUCGGUUUGGCUGGGACGCUAUCGAGUACAGUUUCUUCGCGACGUUCCAGUUCGUCACCAACACAUUAGGAACGAUGUUUUCGUUGGCGUUUUUUUCGAAAUUUCUCCAACUGGACGACUCCAUUUUGGGAAUAAUCUCUUGCUCGACCAAGAUAUUGGCUUCGGGUGUGUACGCGUUUGCUCCGGGGCCGGUUUAUUAUUACUUAGGUGCUGUAGUGGAAAUCUUGAAUGGGACGUCAUUUAUAGCGAUGCGCGCCAUGAUAACUAAGUUGGUGAGCGCAGAGGAGUUGGGCAAGAUUAAUUCUUUAUUUGGGAUGUUCGAGGCGGUGGUACCGCUGGUUUACGGACCGUUGUAUAGUAGAAUUUACGCCGCUACAAUUGACUAUUUUCCCGGUUGCUUUUAUCUGGUUGGUGGGGGGCUUACAUGCCCCGCCCUUUUUAUUUUUUACUGGCUGUACUUGCAACAUAAAGAGGAUCUGAGGCAAGCAAUUGUGGAAGAAGUACAAGAGGAAAAGUUGCUACAUAACCAACUCAACAACGUGAAUACUAUCGUAAAUGAGUUAAAUGAUAAACUGUGAUGGUUAUUGAAUAAAAAAAUUGUUUUUUU